Pipra filicauda (Wire-tailed manakin) is the source of this 690-nucleotide messenger RNA. Its product is annotated as proline-rich protein 2-like. The record is from RefSeq and is a predicted model, not a curated record. NCBI's taxonomy places the organism in Eukaryota, Metazoa, Chordata, Aves, Passeriformes, Pipridae. The transcript has a single exon. Bases 1 to 690 code for a protein of 229 amino acids.
AUGUACGGGAGGUACAAACGGAUAAAUGCAAUAAUCAGAGGGAGACGACCGCACGGCGGGAGGGGGAACACAAGGCACAAGGAGGGGCAGAUGCCAUCUUGUGCCUCAGAGAUGUCUCCCUGGACAGGUCCGGCAGCGGAUACCCCGAUCUCGGGCACCAGCGCCACAGGCCCGGCGGCCGCGCCGCCCCCCUCGCCCCGAGCGGGCUUUCCGCGGGGGGAACGGCGCCCACCCGGGGCUGCCCGGCGCCGGCGCUCCCCGCCCGGGCCCGGCACGGAGCCCAGCGAGCCCCCCUUCCCGCACUCACCUUGCGGAGGGGAGGGAAGGGCUGAGCCGCAGGCGCCGCCGCCCCUCCAGGUGUUCCAGCGCCGCUGGCGUCAGCGCGGCGAGCGGAGCCGCCUGUGCCGGCGUGGGCGCCCCCGCAGCGGGGCGGAGCCGCCGCCCGGCCCGGCCCGGCCCGGCCCCCGAGGCGGGAGGGCGCGGCCGGCAGGUCUCCGGAGCUUGGACCGGCAGCUUCCUCGCCUCGGUCACUGCCGGGGCGCGUUUCCUCCCGCUUCCCUGGCUGCGCUGGGAGGGAAGCGGCGGGAGAGUUACCGCAGGCUGGGGCCCUCCUUGGGCGCUGGUAACCCCCUGAGCCCCAGCCUGCUGGGGACCGCAGGUGCCCCGCGAGGAGCAUCAAGGAAAUAUUAA